AGCCAGAAGAGCAAGAAGAGCAAGAAGGUCGCUUCGAAGCGAUAUUGGGAUGCCGACGCAGAAGACCUCGACUCGCCCACGUCUCUGGACGUGCUCUUCCAGUGGCUCAGCAUUCCUGGCAACUACCACCGCUGGCAAACGGCGGGGAAGCAGUCUGUGUGCAAUGAGAUUGUGGCGCAUCUGAAAGGGCAAGGCAUCAUGCACCGCGGGGCGAAGAACGUCUGGAUGAAGAUGGACAAGCUCGAGAACACUUUCGAGACGGCUACGAAUUGGCUCCUGGCGAAUGGCCACUACGCAGACUUCCAGCGUGGCAGCGUUGCGGGCGAUGUCCGACGCCAACUCGAAAAGCUCUGCCGGUACUACGACGAGCUUGCCCCUGUGUUCCAACGUGGCGUUCCCGCAUCCACGGCGCCUAGCGAGGGCUCCAGUGACACUACUCUCUCUGACGCCGGGCACGACCCUGGAAUGGACAGUGCUCGAAUGGUGCAGUCUCAAUCGCCACAUAUUCGUUAUAGCCGACGCCUGCAAGAGUUUGAGCUGGAAUGCAAGAAGGCGCAACUGCAAGCUGACGUCGCUUGCAACACGGCCCUCAACCGCAAGAAGAUGCUGGACGCUGGCAUCGAUAUCAAGGAAGUGGACAGGGUUCUGCCC
Phytophthora sojae is the source of this 651-nucleotide messenger RNA. RefSeq lists its product as hypothetical. Lineage: Eukaryota; Oomycota; Peronosporomycetes; Peronosporales; Peronosporaceae. The record is from RefSeq and is a predicted model, not a curated record. The annotation marks the transcript as partial. The transcript has 2 exons.